GCGCGACGCGCGUUCAUGUGGCUCACGCCUGCGCACUCUGUCAAAAACUACAGGACGGAAGAAAAGCCGCGUUGUAAAAGUGAGACCUCCAGUGUCCUGUACGAGAACACUUCAAGUUCUCUCUCCGGCACGCUCUCUUCUCACUCCAUUCACACGUUUGAGAAGAACACCAUGUUUGCUGUCAGAAGCUCUCUGCGCCUCGGUUCCAAGCUGUUCGUGGCCGCCUUGGCGAGGCGAGGUUGCGCUGGGGCUGCCAUCCCGGUGGACGAUGUGGUGAACGGGCUGACAGACGAGCAGAUCCAGCUCAGGCAAAGUGUUCGUAAAUUCUGUGCCGAAAAACUUGCGCCCCAUGCUGACGAGAUCGACAAGAAGAAUGAAUUUGCAGGGAUGCGGGAAUUCUGGAAAGACAUGGGAGAGAUGGGGCUGCUAGGCGUAACUGCACCAGUGGAAUACGGAGGCACUGGACUGGGCUACCUCGAUCACGUCAUCGUAAUGGAGGAACUCUCUCGCGUGUCAGCGGCCAUCGCUCUAAGCUACGGCGCUCAUUCCAACCUGUGCGUCAACCAGAUGGUGCGCCACGCCACCGAGAAGCAGAAAGAAAAGUACAUGCCAAAGUUACUGACAGGAGAGCAUGUGGGAGCCUUAGCCAUGAGUGAGCCCAACGCUGGUUCUGAUGUCGUGUCCAUGAAACUCAAGGCGAAGAAGCAAGGUGACUACUAUGUUCUGAAUGGGAACAAGUUCUGGAUUACAAACGGACCAGAUGCCGACGUCCUCAUUGUGUACGCCAAGACGGACCCAGAGGCCUACCAGAAAGGCAUCACUGCUUUCAUCGUUGAGAAGGGGAUGUCGGGUUUCUCCACAGCACAAAAGCUGGACAAAUUGGGCAUGAGGGGGUCCAACACAUGUGAGCUGAUCUUUGAGGACUGCAAAGUUCCAGAGAAGAACAUCCUGGGUCCACUAAACAAAGGAGUUUACGUGAUGAUGAGCGGUCUGGAUUUGGAAAGGCUGGUACUUGCAGCUGGACCUGUCGGAAUCAUGCAAUCGGUUUUGGAUUCUGCGGUUCCCUACCUGCAUGUCAGAGAAGCUUUUGGCGAGAAGAUUGGACACUUCCAGCUGAUGCAAGGCAAGAUGGCUGACAUGUACACCAGGUUGAGCUCCUCCCGGCAAUAUUUGUACAACGUGGCCCGGGCCUGUGACAAAGGACACUUCAGCGCCAUGGAUUGUGCCGGAGUCAUUCUGUACUGUGCCGAGAACGCCACCCAGGUCGCGCUGGACGGCAUUCAGUGUUUGGGCGGGAACGGGUACAUCAACGAUUACCCCAUGGGACGCUACCUGCGGGACGCAAAGCUGUAUGAAAUCGGAGCGGGCACGAGUGAAAUCCGCCGCCUUAUUAUCGGACGAUCUUUCAACGCUAUGUUCAAGUGAGGGAGAGAGAGAAGUGCUCAUCUCAGCGAGCAAAAGUGCAAUUUUGUCCUCAAGAAAAACAUCUUCACUCAAACCCAAGGCCUUAACUUUUAUGACUCGUCAGCGCUGCUGACCUACAUCAUGUUUUAAAAGCUCUCGUCUCCUUUUUCACAGCAAGCAAUUACUUUGAGUACUCAAAUGCCAGUUACACAGAGUCAUUCGUGGCGUUAAAUCUAAUAACAUUUGAAUUUUUUUUUUCACUUUGGCUUCAUAUCAGUUACCAGAACCUUCCAGCUAAACCAAACAAAUAUUCUCCAUUAUGUUGGGUACCAUUGGUGGAUGUCCUUUUAACCUUUUAUAAAAAAAAAUCCUGUUACGGUACUGUGAGAGUAAAAUAUGCUAUUUUACUUGGGAGAUAAAAUCAUUCUAGUUUUGUAUAGUCUGUCAUUUGCUUGUCUUCACUCCACUUCUCUUGGAUUUGAGACUAUGUAGGUGUACAUUAUGUAUGAAUAGUGUUUGUGUGCAGUAAAGAGAACACUUUUUCACAUGUGAGUUAGUUAUUAUAUGCUGUUGUAUGAUGUGAAUUAUAAAUGCAACAGGAAAUAUACAGUGGUGUAGAAAAAUAACAAUGCAUGAGUGUAAUUAUAGUAAAAUAAAAGCACCCAAAAAAAAAAUCCC
Molecule: messenger RNA, 2082 nt
Organism: Syngnathus acus (greater pipefish)
Lineage: Eukaryota; Metazoa; Chordata; Actinopteri; Syngnathiformes; Syngnathidae
Gene: ivd
Product: isovaleryl-CoA dehydrogenase
Exons: 13
Coding region: 16-1425 (469 amino acids)
Biological process (GO): L-leucine catabolic process
Cellular component (GO): mitochondrion
Molecular function (GO): flavin adenine dinucleotide binding; 3-methylbutanoyl-CoA dehydrogenase activity
Source: RefSeq, a predicted model, not a curated record